AUGAUUAAAGGCUUUAGAUUUUAAUAGGCUAUUAGCCAGUUAUUCUAGUCUCUAGCAUUACUUUAAAUAUUUUUCAUCCUCUAAGCUUUUGGAUAAGAGGUAAUACCUACGAAGAACAAAGGCUAAAUAAAGUUUGCAUUUGGGUCUUGCAACAAAUUUACACCGGACUAGCAAAGUGAAAUAUUUGAUAAAAUUGCACUUUAAAAUCCAGAUUCUUUUGCAUGGUUAGGAGAUGCUGCUUAUAUUGAUAUAAGAAAAUUUAUUCAUUAUUGGGAACCAGAUCCUAGUGAGGAAUCCAUAAAAAGAAAAUUUGAUAAUGUUGUAGAAGAUUAGCAUUAUAAAAAGCUUCUGAAAACAAAUGCUAAAAUAAUUGGAGUUUGGGAUGAUCACGACUACAAUAUAAAUGAUGGAGGAAAAGAUUUUCAAGGCAAAUAUAUAAUAUAACGACUUUAUUUAGAUUUUUUAAAUGAACCAUCUGAUAGCCCUCGCAGAAGUAAUUAGAAUGGCAUCUAUGUUUCAUACUAUCUUGGAGAAGAAAAAAGGGUAAAAGUAAUUUUGCUAGAUGUAAGAUUCAACAGAGAUCAUAGGAGAGAUCUCAAUCCAACAGAUAUGCUAGGAGAAGCAUAAUGGAAAUGGCUUGAAGAAGAGUUAAGUGACAAAUCUGUUCUUUUGUAUUUGGUUGCAAGUGGCACUUAAGUUAUCCCAGAUGAUAGAUUUUUUUAAGAAUAAUGGUAUAAUCCAAGUAGAUAAAGGCUUCUUUAGCUCUUUAGAGAUAAGAAAGCUCCAGUAGUUUUGCUAAGUGGUGAUAUACACUAAGCAGAGUUGAUGGAAAUGCCAUGCUCAGAUUAAUAUUUGGGAUAUAGCUUAAGGGAAAUUACUUCAAGCGGUCUCUCUUUUACUAAUACAGAAAUGACUAGCAUAUUUCCACUUUUUAAGUACAUAAUUUAACUCGGUGUUCCUCCUACUUUUUCUAACCAUCAAUUGGAUAGAUACCUUGAAAGGAAUUAUGGUAUGGUGAAUAUUGAAUGGAAUAAUACUGAUAUCAUGAGUUCUACUGUUUAAUUGCACAUUUAUGGUAAUAUGACUUUAGCUCCUGUCUUAGCAUAAGAAUUUAAACUUUAUGAUUUUCAUCCAAAUCCUGAAAAAAUCAAAGAAAAUAUAGAUUGCCCUACUUAUAUGUUAACUCCAGCCUAAAGAAAGGCUUAGAAUUUUUUGGUUUUGCUACUAAAAUAUGACCCAGCAGCUAUAAUAGUUGCUUUGUUAGGAGGAUUACUGUUUAUGAAUAUCUUUAAAUUUAUGAAAGCUAUCUUUUCAGCUUGUUGCAGAGGAAAUUAGUAUAAUGUCAAUAGAAAAAUGAAAAAUGAUUGA
Tetrahymena thermophila SB210 is the source of this 1368-nucleotide messenger RNA. RefSeq names its product phosphodiesterase/alkaline phosphatase D-like protein. NCBI's taxonomy places the organism in Eukaryota, Ciliophora, Oligohymenophorea, Hymenostomatida, Tetrahymenidae. The record is from RefSeq and is a predicted model, not a curated record. The transcript has 3 exons.